AUGCAUUUAAGUCGAUUACUUCUCAAUCUAUCCAGUCAUAUCGAAUAUUAUUCGAAAUUUCAACCAACAUCAUUUACUCUCAAGAGUCUUAUUGAUUUUGCUCGUGAUGGUGAUGUUAAAAAAUCCUAUAAAUUUCUACGAGUUGAAUUACUCAUACGAUGGUCUCAUAUGCGUAAAGAAAUGGGUUAUUUACCACCGAAAUUACUUGAUAUGCCAAGUUUUAAAUUAGCAAAUUCAUGGUAUGAUCAAAGUUAUUCUGAAAUACUUGAAUUUAAAAAUAUAGAAUCGGAUGCAUCAACACUUCGCAAAUUUACAGAAACAUUAGUUGGUAUUCGAAAACGUCAUGCUGAUGUUGUAUCAACAUUAGCUCAAGCAUAUAUAGAAUUUGAAAAAGUUAGUUCAAUUAGUUUAAUAGAAAAAAGUCGAAUACAAUAUUUUUAUGAUCGAUUUUUUAUAAAUCGAAUUGGUAUAAGAACAUUAAUUUAUCAACAUACUCUUCUAUUCGGUGAUGAACUUCCUCAACAUUCACAACAAGCAGGUAUUAUCGAUCCAUGUGUCAAUGUAGCUGCUGUUAUUGGAGAUGCUUAUUCAACAGCAAAAUUUUUAUUUGAACAAGUAUCUUAUCCAGUACCUACAAUUGAAAUUGAAUCUCAUAAUGUACAAGAUCAUAGUACCAAUCCUGUAACAAUUGUUUACAUUCCAGCACAUAUUUAUCAUAUUGUUUUUGAAUUAUUAAAAAAUUCACUUCGUGCAACGAUUGAACGAUAUGGUUUAGAUGCUAAAGAAUAUCCACCUGUACGUAUACUUAUUGUUAAAGGUCAUGAAGAUUUAACAAUACAAAUUAAUGAUCGUGGUGGUAAGAUAUAUCAUAUAUAA
Molecule: messenger RNA, 876 nt
Organism: Rotaria sp. Silwood2
Lineage: Eukaryota; Metazoa; Rotifera; Eurotatoria; Philodinida; Philodinidae
Source: the annotation of a GenBank genome assembly